Messenger RNA from Lytechinus pictus (painted urchin), 909 nucleotides. Its product is annotated as histamine N-methyltransferase A-like. The record is from RefSeq and is a predicted model, not a curated record. NCBI's taxonomy places the organism in Eukaryota, Metazoa, Echinodermata, Echinoidea, Temnopleuroida, Toxopneustidae. The transcript is spliced from 3 exons. The coding region runs from base 1 to 909 and encodes 302 amino acids.
AUGGCGACUCCUGCAUGGACAACAAUCUGUCAUAAUUUUGUUCACUACAAACGAUGUUACGACGUUUUUGAAAAAAGGUCAGGCAAGGUCGAUCUGUACAACAACUGGGCAAAAGAGGAAUUUUCUAAAGUUGCUGAAGAUAUUUGUGGCGGGAAAAGGAAUCCAGGCAUUCGGAACCCGAUUUGUACUUUGGGAAUGGGCAGCGGGACGGGAAGCUUUGAAAUGGCACUUCUAAAGCAACUUCAGCCCUACUUCCCUUCAAUGCACCACACCGUGGUGGAGCCGUGUGAGGAAUUCAUUUCUCACUACAAACUUCACUCCGUCCUUGAGAAUGUACAGUAUGACUGGCAGCCCAAGACAUUCCAGCAAUACAUGCACGACCAUGAGUGCACUUCCAAUGGUAGAAAAUUCGACUUCAUCAGUGCUGUCAAUUCUCUUUACUACACUGGCAAUGUGAAAGAGACCAUUCGCUUCCUCAUUGAUCAACUAACUGAAUCGGGCUAUCUUUUGGUAGUUGUCCGUUCAGAAAAGGGAUCUGGUUUUCGGAUCAUCGUUAAUUUUCCUGAGCUGCACCCAGCCUUCAAGCCAAGUUAUUUCAUCUCUUCGAAGACAGUAUCUGAGGCAAUUGCUGAAUUGGGAAUGACGGCCAAAGUGAAUAGCCUGCGGACCAAUGUAGACUUAUCAGGUGUGUUCGACGAUGAUGAUGCUGAAGGUGAUGAUCUGUUGGACCUAUUUACGGGGGUAAUGAAUUUCCGAAGAACAGCCCCAGAAACCCUGGUUGAACGUGUUCUUAACUUCCUUAGACAAGAAAGUAUCCCGGAUUCUGAAUCUGGCAAAAUAAAUUAUAUGAACCAUUCUGUGUGUGUAGACUGGGACGCUAUUUUAGUUGAGAAAUUACACAAGCAAUAG